Messenger RNA from Cladocopium goreaui, 2306 nucleotides. The record is from the annotation of a GenBank genome assembly. NCBI's taxonomy places the organism in Eukaryota, Dinophyceae, Suessiales, Symbiodiniaceae.
UUCAAACAAUCAGCCUUGCUUAACUAAUGGUUGCUGCAGGCAAUCUUCACACUGUGCUUCUCCGAAGUGAUGGCAAGGUUGUGGCUUGCGGAGCAAAUCGUGAAGGACAAUGCAUAAUUCCAGCAUUGGAUGAUGGACUGACAUACACGCAGGCUUCUGCGGGCAGUGAACAUACAAUUCUUCUCCGAAGUGACGGCCUUGCUGUGGCUUUUGGAGAUAAUGAAUUUGGGCAAUGCGACAUUCCGCCUCUGAUAGAUGGAAUUGAAUACACCCAAGUUUCGGCAGCCGAUUUUCAUAACGUCCUUCUUCGAAGUGAUGGCAGUGCUGUUGCCUGCGGUGAGAAUACCUAUGGGCAGUGCAACAUUCCUCCAUUGAAGGACCAGAUAUCAUACACCCAAAUUUCUGCCGGUGGUUCGCAUUCUGUCUGUCUCCAAAGUGAUGGGAGGGUUGUUGCUUGCGGAUUAAAUCGUCAGGGACAAUGUGACAUUCCACCUUUGGGUGAAGGAAUGUCAUACACCCAAGUUUCUGCAGGUGCUACGCACACAUUCCUCCUCCGAAGCGAUGGGAAAGCAGUGGCUUGUGGAAGCGGUUCUCAUAGAGAAUGCAACCUCCUCCCUUUGGACGGGGGCAUUAGAUACACCCAGAUGUCUGGAGGUGGUGGUCACAGCGUUCUUCUUCGAAGUGAUGGUGCUGCUGUUGCUUGGGGCUUCAAUGAUGACGGGCAAUGCAGCAUUCCACCUUUGCAUGCUGGAGUGACAUAUUCCCAAGUUUCUGCAGGUGGUCAUCAUACGGUGCUUCUCCGAAGCGACGGCACUGCUGUGGCAUGUGGAUGGAAUAAUUAUGGACAGUGCAGCAUUCCAUCACCUGGGGCCGGUAUCUACUAUAUGUGCUGUAUGAAUCUUGGUGCAGACCUGGUUUUACAACUGGAGGUCGCCUCAGGAGGUGAUGAUGUGACUCUGGUCUGUUCGGAUUUGGCAGGGAAAGAAGUGCUACGGCUGAACGCAGGAGGCUCCGAUCUCUGCUGGGAAAGCCACAAACGAAUUGCGCGUGAGAUGAAGAUCAACCUCCAGCGUCUUCGAAUCGUUUUGCCAGAUGGCCAACUCUUGGCGCAUUUCUGCCGUGCAAAUCCUGAGGCCACCAUGGCCACUUUGGCCACCAUGGCAGUUGGUGGCAAACGUCAGUACCAGGAGGCCAAAUCCAUCUUGACUCAGUGCCUGCGGGCCUUGGCAUAUCUUCACAAUCACUCCUGUGUUCAUCGUGAUGUCAAACCCUCCAACCUCCUCUUCGGGCAAGACGAUGCCAUGCGCUUGGCAGAUUUUGGCUUGGCCAAGUGGUUGGAGUUCAGUGCAGCAUCUCCUCGCUUCGUUAGGGAGGCGAGUGCCAUGCGCCUGGCGCGCCCCGCCUCGGCUCCGCAGUUGCGAUCGUCCACGCUUCCGCAGGCGCCUGCGAUGCCCGUGACGCCACUGCAGCUCCUUCGCGCACGCGCACGGCCUAGCUCUGCAUGGGCACCAGCUGUGGAGGCCUCACGUGCCGAUGAGACGUGCCGUGUGACGGCCGUGGCUUCGCUGAGCAAAGCGGCCAGCGAGGAUCACUCUGAGCCAGAUCGCAGCGGCGACCGAUGCACCUGCGAGGCCUCUGAGAGCUCUUUGGUCUCCACCCAACAACCACUGGAGCAUUCAGAGACAUCACAAGAGUUGGAUUUGCCGGAAGAGGACUGCGACGACGCCAACGAGGCAGAAUUGCAGGGGCGAGUGGAAGCCCUGCGACGCAAGGAUCUUCAAGAGAGGAUGAUGAAGUUGCAACAGCAACAGAAGGAGCUGGAAGAAGAGCAGCAAGAGGUGCAAAAGCUGCUGCAACGGACGCCCAAGCGCACAACGGGCCGGCCGCAGAGCGCCGCCAGCCGAACGCGCGGCGGCGGAAGCGCGGCGGAGUUGCGCAUCGAUGGCAAAGCCAUCUCUGGUACGACUUCCAGGGUGACUCCGAAGUCGCGGCCCAGCAGUAGCCCUGGAGCCUUGCGAAGGUCGGCGAGCGCACCAGGUCAGCGGCAAGAGGCCAAGAAGUCUCUGAGAGAUUUGCACUACGAAAGCAUGCGACGCCAAGCAGCCCAGCGCUUGGAACUUCUAAAGCAACGGGAGAUCCAACGCGAACCCUGGACACAUGGAGGUUCUCGACCCUCACGGCCCUGGUCCGCCAUUCCGGGCUACACGGGAUACAGACCCCACAUGGAAGAAGAUUCCAUGGUGGGCUGCAAUUGGAGUCGCGCCUCCUUGCAAUGCAUUCGACUCUUUGGAAAGCCGGGCAUGUGA